UUUUUAUCUGACUUUGAGAUUGGCUCGCUUUUUGAUUGGUUUUUUUGGGUCUGUGUUUUUCAGAACCUGGUUGUGGAGCCUCCUUCUGAGCAUCCUUUGCCUUUUGGCCUAAGAAUAACUUACCCGAAUGCAAAGUAAAGGUUCUGCAUGAAGGGUCUGCUGACCAAGUGGCAGCUUAGUGCUAGAUGCGACCAAUAUCACUAUUUCCCCUUUGUUUCCUAUGGAGGACAACGCGCCAAUCAGAUAAUCUCAGGCCUUCGUUCUGGCAGCAUCUUAUCGGUCUUUCUCGACAGCUGGAAAGAAUCUUAUAAAUAUUUGAAGCUUUGGAAAGGUUCGUCUGUAGGUAGCAUCUGUGAACCCCAUUUAUGAACUUAUUUCAAGUUUUCUACCCCAAGAAGGCUGUGACGAAAACUGUUUUAUGCCAUAAAAUAAUAACUACAUGCACAAAUAUUUUGUUAUUUAUAGUUAUUUAUUUCACAAAAUUAUAUUGCUUCAGCGAACACAGAUUUAGUAACUUAUCCACGAUUUUUGUUCAGUCCUAAAAAUGCUCCUGUGGUAUUUUAAUAAUGGCCGACUUCGUUUGCUUUUCAUGGCGUUGAUUGUCAUACUGACAGGUGGCAUUGGCCUCAUCUACCAUUGGCAAAAUGAAACGGGUGAAGAGUCGUUGCCACAGUCUACGGAAGUCCCACAGCUGGCAGUGCCAUCUGAUGAUCCACUGGCGAACAUCCGUCUAGCCGAUAUUCUAGUGGCGGAGCCCAGGCCCACGCCCGGACGGAGUAUAUUUUUUCACGAAACGAGCUGCUAUGAUGCCAAAAAUAAGGAGUAUAAUCAUCUCAUGAAGUUAAACGCCCGUCAAGCUUGUGCAAUCGAAUCAGCUGCACUUCAUAAUCCGAAUUCUCAGGUGUUCGUUUUGUUUGUCGACCGAAAAUACAGACUUCUUGUUGACUCCAACGGUGGAAACAGAUGGAACCAGCAGCCAUUUAUCGAUGCCAUCUUAAGCUACAAAAAUGUCAAUUUGCGGCGUCUAAAUCUCUGGAGAUACACUGCCGACACACCCAUGGAAGAAUGGCUCAAGGACGGUAAUCUCUUUGGCUCGCAAUAUAUGGUCUCCCACAUCUCUGAUUUCCUGCGCUACUUGACCCUGUAUCGCUAUGGCGGCCUCUAUCUGGACAUGGAUGUGGUCGUGCUGCAAAAAAUGGAGGAUCUGCCACCCAAUUACACUGGAGCCGAGUCCGAUAGUACGCUUGGCGCUGGCGUCAUGAGGUUGGCAGCCACUGGCUUUGGUCAUGAGAUUGCCAAGUCCUGUUUGCUCGACUUUCAGCAAAAUUUCGAUGGCAAAGAAUGGGGUACCAAUGGCCCAGGUGUUAUAACACGCGUGGCCCAACAGAUUUGUGGCACCAAAAAUAUCUCAGUAAUGCUGGAGAAUCGCAAACGCUGCUUGGGCUUUAUGGUGUUUGGGUGCAGCGCCUUUUACGCUAUAGAGAAUUGGCCUGGUUUCUUUGAUCCCAAAAGACUGGAGAAGACCAUGGCCCGCACCAAAGACUCGUAUGUGGUGCAUGUGUGGAACAGCCAGUCGCAUAAGGAACCAAUCAAGGUUGGUUCAGACACUGCCUAUGCCAAAUAUGCCGAAAAAAAUUGCCCGCGUGCCUAUGAAGCGGCGGGUGAAUACUUCUAGAAAUUUGAUCUUGAAGAUUUUCUGUCUUUAAAAUUCAAGUUGGAUCUGGGCACAAUUCUAAGCGACCUGAAGACGGGCAAUCGUUGGGCGGGCAGGCUUGGAUUUUCAGUCGCAGUGGUUGGACUUGUAUGAAAUGCAUAGUUUGCGCUUUAAAUAUGAACUAAAAGGGACUGGGUGGGUAGUUUAUAAGCUCGUCUUAAGGUUCGGAUAUUAACUCACACAUUCCUUCCUUUAUAUAUCGGAUAUGCCAGCCACAAAAUUGGAUUCAAAUUGAAUACGUGUAGAGCAUUCGUUACAUUCAUCGGUUUUGUUUUAUUCUGUUGCAGGGACACAGACCAAAAUCUAUUGCAUAUAAAUUAAAAUUCUGUGUACAAUCUA
Molecule: messenger RNA, 2053 nt
Organism: Drosophila obscura
Lineage: Eukaryota; Metazoa; Arthropoda; Insecta; Diptera; Drosophilidae
Product: lactosylceramide 4-alpha-galactosyltransferase-like
Exons: 2
Coding region: 545-1675 (376 amino acids)
Biological process (GO): glycosphingolipid biosynthetic process
Molecular function (GO): alpha-1,4-N-acetylgalactosaminyltransferase activity
Source: RefSeq, a predicted model, not a curated record